Molecule: messenger RNA, 852 nt
Organism: Dreissena polymorpha
Lineage: Eukaryota; Metazoa; Mollusca; Bivalvia; Myida; Dreissenidae
Product: tryptophan--tRNA ligase, mitochondrial-like
Exons: 6
Coding region: 1-852 (283 amino acids)
Biological process (GO): mitochondrial tryptophanyl-tRNA aminoacylation
Cellular component (GO): mitochondrion; mitochondrial matrix
Molecular function (GO): ATP binding; tryptophan-tRNA ligase activity
Source: RefSeq, a predicted model, not a curated record
AUGCUCUCGUCAACUCCUCCGCCUCAUAUCCAGGGCUCAGACAGUAUACAUACCUCAGAAGACAUCAGCCUCUAUGCCAGACAUCACGGCAAGUUGACAGAUGAAGGAAAACACAAGUUACUGACAUGGGACUGGAGUCCACAUGCUGGCCUGACCAGCAUGUGUUCCCACGGUCAAGGAGCACCAUCAUCUCCCACAGUGGCGGGACAAGUCAAAGAAGGUGUCCGACUCUACACUUACCCCAUCCUGCAGUCGGCAGACAUUAUGCUGUACAAGUCUACCGUGGUGCCAGUGGGAGAGGAUCAACUGACACAUCUGGAGCUAGCUCGUGACCUUGCCAGGGCGUUCAACCGCCAAUAUGGGACACUGUUCCCUGCCUUCAACUCUUACAUAGGAUAUGUACCAAAGAUCAGAUCCUUAAAAGAUCCAUCUAGUAAAAUGAGUAAGUCGGACAAUAACGCUGCCUCAAGAAUUGAUCUUACUGAUUCAUCAAGCACUGUUAGAGACAAAAUUGCCAAAGCAGUGACAGAUGCUGUUUCUAAGGAUAUAACAUUUGACCCUGAACUUCGACCUGGGAUAUCUAACUUGAUUGACAUUUGCUCGGCUCUGACUGGUAAAAGUUCAGAAGACAUUGUGAAAUUAACGCAGGACAAAGGAAUGGACAAGAAAACAUUUAAAGAGUUUGUUACUGAAACUGUGAACGAAUCAAUUCAGCCAAUCAGCAGUGAGAUGCAACGAAUACUUAGUGACAGAGGUCAUUUAAGGUCAAUACUGAAGCAAGGUCAGGAGAGAGCCAGUGUCCUUGCAGAAGAGACAAUUAAACAAGUGAAAACUUUAGUAGGACUUUCAUGA